AUGAAAACACAAUUCUUUAACUUUAUGCGGUGCAAAAGAAGACCCACCUUUUAUCGGCUAUUUAAGAAUCAUGAUUUAUUGCUGGUAAAAAAUGGCCAUAGCCCAUGUUGAACUGGCGAGUUUUGCGGAACUGCAUGCAUCGAAUUUCAGUUCCGGUCAGUCGGUGCCACUAUACACCUUUUACCAUGUACAGGAGGAAGGCAACCACAGCGAUUAUUUUGUCAAUAAUAAAUGGGAGUACGACUUGUUUCUGGCGUAUGUGAUAUGCUCGUGUAUCGCGGCCAUUAUACUAAAUGGAUAUGGUCUCAUCGUCAUGUUUAUCACCGAGAAAGAUAUCAUCUACAAAUGGUCCAGUAGGAAUUUUCUCCUGGCGAAUUCCUGUGUUAUCAAUUUACUGAUCGUCACGCUGACGUACAUUUGGGAGGCUUUCUUUAUGUACCAGAAAAAAUGGACCUUCGGACACGGAUUCUUUGUGUUCUGUGUGAAUGCGGAAGAGAUUCUCAAUUGUGCGAUGACCAUCGUGACAGUAUCCUUAUGCCUGCACCAACUACUGCGACUGACCAUAACCUAUGACCGGCGAAUAUUUUGGAUCGUUGUCACGGUGGUGUUGACGGCAUUACCGUGGGUGUACGCGCUAAUAUCUUCUGGACCAUGGCUGAUCAGUCGGGGCUUCCUUGUGAUCCACUAUGGAGAUGGUGUCGUUGAUAUUGCGCAGUGGCAUGGCCAUCAAGCGGUGACUACCUACACGUACCAUGUUUUCUUUGCAGAUCUGAUUUAUCCACUGGUCCUCUCCGUCAUCCUGUUCGCCUUGGCCUUAACCGUGCACAUGGUUACCAAGCCCCGCCCUGCGUACUCACGCAUGAACAGCCGCGAGACCACCAUCUUCUGGCGCGCCGAGCAACCGGAAGUCAUCGCCGGCGAAGUCCCCGAUUGGCUGAUUAACCAGCAAUAUCCGCCGACCGAAGAAAAAAUGGACACAUCGUGGGACGACCUAUCGCCCAUUCUGGAAACAUCCAAGCCGAAAACGCCGGUCAAGCGCCGAGCCAGCGUAACGAUGGCCAAAAUAAAACACUUUGACUGGAUCCCCGGGAUGUUCCUGUGGACGAGUGUCAUCCUGCAGGUGCCGUAUUAUGUCCUCUUUCUCAUGGUGGCCAUGGAGGUGGAGACGCCGGGACCGCUUUUUGAGAUUUUCUAUGCCAUACACGCCUCGGCGGUGUUUGUGCAGCCGCUGAUUAUUUGUAUCUUCUUGGCGAGAGAACGUAAAAACCGCGUGCAAAUUAACCAAGAGGAUGCAUAACACGGGCAUCUGGGAAAGUACGGAAAUUUUCGAGCUUCCAUUUUAUUGCAUGUUGUGUUCGUUUUCUUGCUUUCAGUCUUGCGCUGUAUGGCUGUUUCGGGGCGCAAUUGUUUAUAAACCUCACUUACGCGUAAAAAUUUCGUAGAGUAGUGGCUAAAGCAUAAAAUGGACAAGAAAUAAUUAAGAAUGCUGCAAAAUACAUAAUAAAUUGGC
Molecule: messenger RNA, 1510 nt
Organism: Paramacrobiotus metropolitanus
Lineage: Eukaryota; Metazoa; Tardigrada; Eutardigrada; Parachela; Macrobiotidae
Exons: 3
Coding region: 92-1297 (401 amino acids)
Source: RefSeq, a predicted model, not a curated record